Molecule: messenger RNA, 706 nt
Organism: Achroia grisella
Lineage: Eukaryota; Metazoa; Arthropoda; Insecta; Lepidoptera; Pyralidae
Product: adenosine 5'-monophosphoramidase HINT1-like
Exons: 2
Coding region: 49-540 (163 amino acids)
Biological process (GO): purine ribonucleotide catabolic process
Cellular component (GO): cytoplasm; nucleus
Molecular function (GO): hydrolase activity
Source: RefSeq, a predicted model, not a curated record
UUAUUUUACAAUGCGUAGGAGCUGCACAAGAAUUAGAUUUUAUUAAAAAUGUUUAAUAAAGUGAUCCAACGUGCUUUGAAAUUCCGUAUAAAAAAAUCUUAUCCGACUAACAUUUACGACUUGUCUCGUGGUUCGGCCAUAGCUGUUCGAAGACCUUACAGUGAUGAAGUGCGGCGUGCUCAGGCGCAGAGUGUAGCUGCUCCGGGACCCACGAUUUUCGAUAAAAUUAUUUCAAAAGAAAUAAAAGCUGAUAUAAUAUACGAAGAUGAUAUGUGUUUAGCUUUCACUGAUGUCUCGCCACAAGCGCCUGUACAUUUUUUAGUCAUUCCCAAACGUAGGAUAAGGAGAUUAGAGGAUGCUGAAGAUACUGAUAAGGAACUCCUCGGACAUCUGAUGCUGGUGGCGAGAACUCUUGGUGCUCAACGUGCACCAUCGGGCUGGAGGUUGGUGAUCAACAAUGGCCGUGACGGUGCCCAGUCAGUGUAUCACCUGCAUAUACACGUAAUUGGUGGAAGACAGAUGGGCUGGCCGCCAGGUUAAAUGGAAAGCUACAAAAUGGAAAGGUCGAGAUCUCUUGGGUUAUUUGCAAUUUUCUCAAAUUCAUCUGCUAAUAAUUCUAACAUGUAUAUUAAUAUAGUAUAUAUAAUAAUUAUAUUAUCGUAUACAAUAUAUCACAAUUAAUAGAAUUUGUUACAUUUUGAGAUAA